AUGGUCUCUGGUACAACCACCAUCGAGCUACAGCCAAGGGCACCUGAAAAUGCUGUUCUCCAGCACUCUAAAGAGCAAUUGCCUCUACAUGAGCCGCCAAAAGAAGACCACAGACUUUCUGAAACCCAAACCCACGAUCCAGAGAACGCAGUCGAAGCUCUCCCAAGGUGGAACUAUCCCCGCCAGAACAUCUGGCGACUGGCAUCGAUCUUCUUCGCCUUCAUCAACUUCGGCAUGAACGAUGCCUCUCUUGGCCCUCUCCUACCCUAUAUCCAGGAAGACUACUCUCUCAACUACACCGUCGCCUCCCUCGUCUUCCUCUCUCCCUUCGUCGGCUACAUUGUCGCCUCCUUAGUCGCCGACCGCCUGCACCUCCGUUUUGGCAAGAGGGGCAUGGCCAUCUUCUCCCCCAUUUCCCGCCUCCUCGCCUACGUGGUCAUCGACGCCCACCCGCCCUUUCCCGUAAUCAUUGUCUUCCUCUCCUUCGCAGGAUUCGGCAAUGGGCUGCUUGAUGGGGCGUGGAACACUUAUCUCUCGGAAAUGGAUAAAGCCAACGAGCUCCUCGGAUUAUUGCACGGGUGCUACGGGGCGGGUGCGGUGAUUGCCCCGUCGAUUGCGACGGCCAUGGUAGUGAAGUAUGGGCUGGGCUGGUGGCAGUUCUUUUAUAUCAUGACGGCCUUGAUGGUAGUGGAGUUGGUGGUCUGUACGGCUGCGUUUUGGGAAGAGACGAGUAGGGUUUACAAAUUGAAGAGUCGGAAUGAUACGGAUGAGAAGGGGAUGACGAGACGAGCGAUGAAACAGAAGACUACGUGGGUGGCGGCAAUCUUCUUGUUUGCAUAUAUGGGGGUUGAAGUCUCCACUGGAGGAUACAUCGUCAUUUUCAUGACUCAGGUCAGACAUGGGCAACCGUUCUCGUCCGGCCUCACAGCGACUGGGUUCUGGCUUGGCUUCACCGUCGGCCGUGUCGUCUUAGGUUUCGUCACCCCCAAGAUUGGUGAACGCCUCGCCGUUGUCAUCUAUCUCAUCAUCGCUAUCGGUCUUGAACUACUCUUCUGGUUGGUCCCGCAGUUCAUCAUCUCCGCUGUUGCAAUUGCUCUCGUCGGCUUCUUCAUCGGACCUUUCUUCCCUGCCGCAGUCCUGAUGGCCUCGAGGCUACUGCCAAAGGAACUUCAUGUGGCAGCCGUCGGGUUCGCUGCUGCAUUUGGUGGUGGUGGAGCCGCUUUGUAUGUCUUGCCCCUCGUCACUCCCACGCAGCUCUACAGGUUACAUUCGCUUGAAUUACUAACCCACGUAGACUUCCUUUCAUGGUCGGCGCAAUCGUCCAGGGAUCAGGUGUGA
Bacidia gigantensis is the source of this 1338-nucleotide messenger RNA. RefSeq lists its product as uncharacterized. Gene Ontology annotation, molecular function: transmembrane transporter activity. The record is from RefSeq and is a predicted model, not a curated record. The transcript has 3 exons. Gene Ontology annotation, cellular component: membrane. Gene Ontology annotation, biological process: transmembrane transport. Bases 1 to 1338 code for a protein of 445 amino acids. Lineage: Eukaryota; Fungi; Ascomycota; Lecanoromycetes; Lecanorales; Ramalinaceae.